AGGAAUUGUCUCUAAAAAAGAUUCCAGUAAUUCCAAAAAAAAAAACAGUAAUUUAUAUAUUCUAAUUCUAUUGUUUUCAGAUUAUUUCCUAUAAUUCUAAAUUAAUGUUGAUAAAAUGAUAAUCCAUUACACACUCCCGAAAAAAAUAAUCUAGUUAGCGUCGUCCAAAAACAAUUUGUAUUUUUUCAAAAAUGGAUUUUGUUACAAUUUUGACACGAUUGUCACAAAAUUUCGUGUGUUAUUUAUUUGUUAAGUAUUUGUUUGGUCUUCUCCGUCCUAAAUUAUCGUCGAUUAGCAUGUUUGUGUGUCAAAAACAAUAACAAAGCCAAAAAACUAAAUUCCCAGUCAAAAUGACCGUAGAUAAGGAAACUUUCUUGACUAAUUACCGGAAAGAUUACAAAUGGCCCAGUUUUGUCCCCUCAGUGGCCAAACCUGCCCAACCCCCAAUUACCACAAAACCCAACAAUUUCUACGUUGCGAAAUUAAUUGAACCGUUUUGUCAUUGCGAUGCCCAUCGAUAUGAGCCCCAAAUGGGACGAUAUAAAAUGUUGGCCGAUAAGGAAAAAAUGCUAAGAGAAGAAUUACAAUGUUUGGGUAAAGAAAUGUCAAUUUUAGCAGGGGAAGUUUUGGAUCAUCCUUGUGACACCUAUGAUGAUAAAAUGCUCACAAUUUAUCAAAUUGAUUAUAAUAAAAAAGGACUCGAAGCGAAACAAUACCGAAAGUUGAUGCCUGCCAUCGAAUCCCCAAUUGGGGUACCUUUUGAGGGCCCCUCUAUUAGUCUAAGGGAGGGGUACCGGGACCCCACCGCUUUCCGACAUUUUGCCAUUCAGAGGCCGAGGAUCGAUGUGUGCCCCCCUGUGUCUUUCCACACAACCCCACAAUCGAUCUCUGAUUGGUUCACACCGCUGACGGGGCGUUCGGAGUACCAAGACACCAUAAGUAAAAUGGGGUUAAGUAUUAUGAAAAGUAGUCAGCAAUAUGCUGAGCCUUUGCCUUCGUCGAGGCGACGCUAUGGCGACAUGUGUAUGUAAAAAUGUGCAAAGUUGCAAUUUUUGUAUUCGUCGUGUGUUUGUAAUAAAAUGAAGUUUCUUGUU
Tribolium madens (black flour beetle) is the source of this 1094-nucleotide messenger RNA. RefSeq lists its product as uncharacterized. The transcript is spliced from 3 exons. Lineage: Eukaryota; Metazoa; Arthropoda; Insecta; Coleoptera; Tenebrionidae. The record is from RefSeq and is a predicted model, not a curated record. Bases 351 to 1031 code for a protein of 226 amino acids.